Molecule: messenger RNA, 3073 nt
Organism: Monopterus albus (swamp eel)
Lineage: Eukaryota; Metazoa; Chordata; Actinopteri; Synbranchiformes; Synbranchidae
Product: glutamate receptor ionotropic, kainate 5-like
Biological process (GO): monoatomic ion transport
Cellular component (GO): membrane
Molecular function (GO): ligand-gated monoatomic ion channel activity; signaling receptor activity
Source: RefSeq, a predicted model, not a curated record
CCGACAUCCAGUUCAGAUGAUGAUUUGCAACAGAUGAAGCAAAGAAAGAAGUCAGGUGGCGGUACAGGCAGCCAGCAGACCAUUCUCCAUGAGGAGCAGUGGAAGAUGCCGGCUCUGCCAGCACUGCUGCUGUCGAUUUACGCCGUUGUUCUGCUGCUGACCCCGCCCUCCUUCAGUCAGACCAACGCUCUUUCUGCCGUGCGGAUGGCGGCCAUUUUGGAUGACCAGUCAGCGUGUGGUCGUGGUGAGCGACUGGCGCUGGCUCUGGCAAGGGAGAACAUCAACAGUCUGAUGGAGGGGCCCUCCCAGGCGAGAGUUGAGGUGGACGUUUACGAGCUGCAGAAGGACUCCCAGUAUGACACCACUGACACCAUGUGUCAGAUCCUGCCAAAGGGGGUGGUCUCAGUCAUUGGCCCCGCCUCCAGCCCUGCCUCCGGCUCCACCAUCAGUCACAUCUGUGGGGAAAAAGAGAUCCCUCAUCUGAAGAUCGGUCCAGAAGAAACCCCGAAGCUGCCAUACCUUCGCUUCGCCUCGGUGACGCUCUACCCAAGCAAUGAGGACCUGAGUCUGGCCAUUGCAUCCAUCCUACGCUCCUUCAGCUACCCGACCACCAGCCUCAUCUGUGCCAAAGCAGAGUGCCUGCUGCGAUUGGAGGAGCUGGUCCGUCGCUUCCUCAUCUCCAGGGAGACGUUGUCGGUGCGGAUGCUGGACGACAGUCUGGACCCCACCCCCCUCCUGAAGGAGAUCCGGGACGACAAAGUGGCCACCAUCAUCAUUGACGCCAACGCCUCCAUCUCUUACCACAUUCUGAGGAAGGCGAACGAGCUGGGGAUGACGUCAGCCUUCUACAAGUACAUCCUCACCACCAUGGACUUCCCUCUGCUCCGGCUGGAUGGCGUGGUGGGCGAUCAGUCCAACAUCGUGGGCUUCUCCAUGCUAAACAGCAGCCAUCCAUUCUACCUGGAGUUCAUCAGGAGCCUCAACCUGUCAUGGAGGGAGGGCUGCAAUAUCAGCCCGUACCCUGGACCAGCGCUGUCGUCGGCCUUGAUGUUCGAUGCAGUCCAUGUGGUGGUGAGUGCCGUGCGGGAGCUGAACCGACAGCCGCUGAGCUGCACCUCCCCGCUCAUCUGGCAGCAUGGAACCAGCCUCAUGAACUACCUGCGCAUGGUGGAAUACGAUGGUCUGACAGGUCACAUUGAGUUCAACAGCAAAGGUCAGAGGACCAAUUACACCCUGAAGAUCCUGGAGAAACACCCCGGGGGCCACAAAGAGAUUGGUACCUGGUACUCUAACAACACAUUAGCCAUGAACUCCUCUUCCCUGGACCUCAAUGCAUCAGUGACGCUGGCUAACAAGACGCUCAUUGUUACCACAAUACUGGAAAACCCGUACGUGAUGCGAAAGUCCAAUUACCAGGAUGCCCAGGGUAACGACCAGUACGAGGGUUUCUGCGUGGACAUGCUGCGGGAGCUGGCCGACAUCUUGAAGUUCUCCUUCAAGAUCAAGCUGGUGGACGACGGGCUGUACGGAGCUCCAGAGUCCAAUGGCAGCUGGACUGGCAUGGUGGGAGAGCUGAUCAACAGGAAAGCAGACCUGGCAGCAGCCGGCUUCACCAUCACCUCAGAGAGAGAGAAGGUUAUCGAUUUCUCCAAACCCUUCAUGACUCUGGGGAUCAGCAUCCUCUACCGAGUUCACCUGAGCCAUAAACCAGGCUACUUCUCCUUCCUGGACCCCUUCUCUCCGGCCGUCUGGCUCUUCAUGCUCCUGGCCUACCUGGCCGUCAGCUGCGUCCUCUUCCUCGCUGCCAGGCUCAGUCCCUACGAGUGGUACAACCCCCACCCAUGCCUGCGGGAGCGGCGGGACUUCCUGGAGAACCAGUACACAUUGGGGAACAGCCUGUGGUUCCCGGUGGGCGGCUUCAUGCAGCAGGGCUCAGAGAUCAUGCCUCGGGCGCUGUCCACCCGCUGCGUCAGCGGAGUCUGGUGGGCAUUCACCCUCAUCAUCAUCUCGUCCUACACGGCCAACCUGGCAGCUUUUCUCACCGUCCAGAGGAUGGAGGCUCCCAUCGAGUCUCCGGAUGAUCUGGCCGACCAAACCAACAUCCAGUACGGCACCAUCCACGGAGGGUCCACCAUGUCCUUCUUCAUAAACUCGCGGUACCAGACGUACCAGCGGAUGUGGAACUACAUGAACUCCAAACAGCCCAGUGUGUUUGUGAAAAGCACAGAGGAGGGCAUCGCCCGGGUCCUCAACUCUAAGUACGCCUUCCUGAUGGAGAGCACCAUGAACGAGUACUACCGUAGCCUCAACUGCAACCUCACGCAGAUCGGGGGCCUGCUGGACACCAAAGGAUACGGCAUUGGCAUGCCUCUGGGCUCUCCGUACAGAGAUGAGAUCAGUCUGGGGAUUCUGCAGCUGCAGGAGAGCAACCGGCUGGAGAUCCUGAAGAGACGCUGGUGGGAGGGAGGCCAGUGUCCCAAAGAGGAGGACCACCGAGCCAAAGGUCUCGGCAUGGAGAACAUUGGUGGGAUCUUUGUGGUCCUGAUCUGCGGCCUCAUCAUUGCUGUCUUCGUGGCCGUUAUGGAGUUUGUGUGGUCCACACGCCGCACCGCUGAGACGGACGAGGUAAAGCUCCCUCCUCCUCAUCUUCUUCCUCCCUCGUCCUCCUCCUCCCGCCCUGCCCCCGGCCUCAGCCUCAGCUCAGACUCCUCAGUGUCUGUCUGUCAGGAGAUGCUGACGGAGUUUCGCAACGCCGUCUCCUGUAAGAAGAGUUCCCGCUCUCGUCGCCGCCGCACUCUAAGCAGCACUGGGGGUGGAGUCCUGCGUCACCCAUCCCGCCUGGCUCUGACGGGACCUCGUCCCAUCCGUCUGGUCCGUGAGAUGCGUCUCAGCAAUGGCAAACUGUACAGCGGCGCCGGCCCUCUGACGGGUGGGCUGGCAGGGAUGUCGGGAGGUAUGGGUGGUGGCCCUGAUUUGGGCCCAGGGCCUCAGAGGCUCCUGGAGGACCCACUCUGCACCAGCACUGCCACCAAUACACCUCCUCCCCUUCCUUAAGCGUCGAUCAUGGUGGCUC